CUAUGGUCUUUACUAUGUGAGAAAGAACCAAAAAAUACAACUCUACAAGAUAUGGAAUCUUAUUACGAUAUUUUAAAAACUUCACGAGCUCAUUUAAAAGCAGAUGGGAAACCUAAAACCUCAAAGUUUCAUAAAUGGACGAAUGUUGUAAAACCUCUAUACGAUAGAAUGAAAAAUGAGGAAAAGCAAUUAAACGAAGAAAUAGAUAAAAUUAAUAACUCAAGAACUCCUCGAUUAAGUUUAGCACAAAUUACCGAUCAUUUAUCUAGAUAUAACACUAAACGUAGUAAUAUUCAUAAUAAUACAACUAUACCAAAUGAUCCAUUUGAAUUUCGUCCAACACCAAACAGUUCUAUGACUACAGAUCCAAAGAAUGAAAAAAUGUUUAAUUUUACUGCAACCCCAAAGGUUAAGAGAGGUUCUGGUUUAUAUAAAGAUGUAAUACCUCAAACACAAUUAGUUUAUUAUGACGAUCCGAAUGAACUAAAGAAUUACGCGAGAGAAAUAUUAUAGUAUAAUGACAAUCUUAACAAGUUUAGCUGAGGAGUUACAAGGACCAGCGAGAAAAAUAUUUCCUAGACGAAGCGAAGUAACACGAUUUAAAGAUGAUCUCUGGCAAGCUGAUUUAAUAGACAUGCAACCACAUUCUAGACAAAAUAAUGGUUUUAAAUUCAUUUUAAUUAUUAUAGAUACAUUUACCAAGUAUGUGUGGGUAGAAGCACUAAAAAAUAA
Aphis gossypii (cotton aphid) is the source of this 732-nucleotide messenger RNA. RefSeq lists its product as uncharacterized. The record is from RefSeq and is a predicted model, not a curated record. The transcript has 2 exons. NCBI's taxonomy places the organism in Eukaryota, Metazoa, Arthropoda, Insecta, Hemiptera, Aphididae. Bases 52 to 513 code for a protein of 153 amino acids.